Molecule: messenger RNA, 1370 nt
Organism: Leptopilina boulardi
Lineage: Eukaryota; Metazoa; Arthropoda; Insecta; Hymenoptera; Figitidae
Exons: 4
Coding region: 169-702 (177 amino acids)
Source: RefSeq, a predicted model, not a curated record
GAGACGAAACGAGACAAGUGUCUCGGAUUUUCAUGUUAAAUGUCAGAAAAAUGUUUUUUUUUUUUUGCAGUUUAUAAGCAAUAUUUUUUUGAAGCAAUAAAUUUUAUUUUCAAAAAUCACGAGAAAAUAUAAAAUACAAUAAAUAUUUUUGUGAAAAAAUUUUUUAAAAUGACUGAAGACAGUGGAAUAGAUAGUGAUCCAAAGAAUAAUGUUAAUAUUGAAGACGAAACUUUAUUUGCGGGCAGUGAUAGCAGUAGUAGCAGUAAUUCAAUAACGAAUCGACGCACAACGACGACAAAACAUUUACAAAGAAAACUUGAGGCACGUAUCGAGCAAGCGAAAAGAAUUCAAAAAAAUUCAGAAUAUAUGAAACUUGCCAAUAAUGAUGAUUGUAAUGUGAGUCCUGGAAUUGGAAUAAUUCCCAUUCAAAGGAUACCAAUUCCUCAGAAGAAAAAAAAUCUUCCCCUCGUUGAAUUAUGUAACAGUGAUAGUGGAAGUGAAGAAGAAAUGGCAUUGAUUCCCAUGUCGAGGACAAAAAUUGGAAAUAAAAUUCUUAAGGAUCUUACUGAUCCAUUUAGUAUUGAAGUAUUAAGUGAAGGUAGCGAGGAUUCUUUAAAUCUGGAAUCAAUAGAAACAAGUCAGUCUGAUGCAACAACUUAUAGAUCAUCUGGUUGUUUUUCUUGUCAAUGUCAUAUUUUAUAGUAUUUUUCAUUUUAUCAUUAUAUAGGGAACAAUCGAUAAAAAUUUUAUGCUUUUGACGUUAAAAAAAAAUAAGAUUUGCCUAAAAUGUGUCUUUUUAAUUUUAGUGCAAAAAAAAGAGAUCUAAAAAAAUUAGCUAUAAAUUUUAAUUUUACUAGAAUAGCUAAUUUUAAUAUAAAAUUGACUUUAUGAAUAAAUUAAUUAUUUGCCAAUUUAUAACAAAUAUUCAAACAAUUUUAUCUUAAGUAAAUAAAUUGUUUUAGAAAAAAAAAAUUCAAAUAUUUAAAGAAACUAUCUAAGCAUAUCCUGAACAAAAAAUCAGUUUUCCAAAUGUAUUCUACAAUUUAUGAACUCGAGUUGCCAAAUAUUAUUUAUAAAAAAAGAAACAUUUUUAACUAAUUUAAAUUAAAAAAAAUUUAAAGAACUAUAAAAUUUACCCGUAAAUAGAAUAUACAUAUAAUUUGAAAAAAUUAAAUAAAAUAUUUGACUAUUUUAUUGUUGAAAAGAGAUAUAUAAAAUAUAAAUAGAAAUAUAAAUCGUGCAAAAUAUUCGACUAAGCAUCAUUGUGAUGCUUUUAUUCUAUUAAAAUAUUAUAAAAAUCUAUUAAAGCGCACAAAAUAUUUAUUUCCGCUAAAAAUGUACAUUUUCAAAGCGCUAACAAUUUAUUCCGA